Molecule: messenger RNA, 777 nt
Organism: Angiostrongylus costaricensis
Lineage: Eukaryota; Metazoa; Nematoda; Chromadorea; Rhabditida; Metastrongylidae
Source: the annotation of a GenBank genome assembly
AUGCUCCCCAUCGUACUACGUCCAUUUGUGCGAGGAUGGCAAGUGGUCCCCACUGCUGCGAUUACAACAUCUGCUCCAGCCGGCGAGGCCAAACAGAGUUUGAAAAAGCCUACUAUCCUGAAACUCGACGAGGAGAAACGGAAGCGCCUAGCGAACUUUGGUCGCUAUGCAGCUGAAUGUCUUCCAAAAUUUGUUCAGCAAGUACAGUUUGCUGCUGGAGAUGAACUGGAACUACUCAUUCACCCUUCGGGUGUUAUUCCCGUGCUGUCAUUUUUAAAAGGGAAUCACUCGGCGCAGUUUACGAAUCUUACGUUUAUUUGUGGUGUUGAUGUUCCAACGAGAAAAAACCGCUUUGAGGUCGUUUAUUCCCUGUUCUCACCCAGAUUUAUGGCUCGCUGCCGUGUCCGCACUUACACCGAUGAAGUUGCUCCUUUGGAAUCAGCAACUAGCGUUUUCAGGGGAGCAGAUUGGUACGAACGUGAAGUAUAUGAUAUGUAUGGUGUUUGGUUCAACAAUCAUCCGGAUUUGCGCCGAAUACUUACGGAUUAUGGUUUCGAAGGGCACCCGUUUCGCAAAGACUUUCCUCUUUCUGGAUAUAACGAGGUACGAUAUGAUCCAGAAUUGAAACGCAUCGUGUACGAACCGACUGAGCUUGCUCAAGAAUUUCGGAAAUUCGACUUGGAAACACCCUGGGAGAUAUUUCCCGCUUUUCGUGAAUCUUCAAUAACCAGUGGGUACGAAAAGAUCCAUGUUGACAGAGAACCGGAAGCAAAGUAG